This is a messenger RNA of Gracilinanus agilis (Agile Gracile Mouse Opossum), 3749 nucleotides long. Its product is annotated as zinc finger protein 660-like. Bases 26 to 1630 code for a protein of 534 amino acids. The transcript has a single exon. NCBI's taxonomy places the organism in Eukaryota, Metazoa, Chordata, Mammalia, Didelphimorphia, Didelphidae. The record is from RefSeq and is a predicted model, not a curated record.
UCUUCUUUCUCCUCUCUCCUCCAGGAUGGAGAGAGGGUUGGAGCAGAGGGACCCUGGGCUCCAGGCACACGAAGAAGAGGGUCUGAGAAGUGACGAAUCCCAGGAUGGAGGAGAGAAACAAGUAGGGGCCGGAGGGCUGGGACGCCGGAGCCCCAAGAGGGGUCUGAAAUGCCCCUUUCUCACCUUAAGGCACAGAGAUAGGGAAGACGCAACUCUUCAGCCUGGAGUUCUUGAGGACGAGAGGGUUCCAGGCCUGGCUUCUGGAGACAUGUCUCCCAGCCCUGUUUUCAAGCUUCCCUCGGGCCCUCCGCCCGAAAGGCCUUUUCUUGUCUGGCCAGGCCAGCCAGCUGCCUGUGAAAUGAUGUUGGGGCUCCAGAGGCUGUGUGGAGAGGGGGAGGAGAAACUUACAGGAAUAGGUCUCAGGACAGCUUUUCCAGGGUCCAGGCCCUUUGGUUGCUACCAGUGCGGACUGACUGUAGCUUGUCUCCCAGAUCUGAUUCACCACCAGGGUACCCACCCAGGGGAGAAGCCAUACAGAUGUCCUGAGUGUGGGAAGGAGUUUCGAAGGGGCUCAGACCUAGUGAAGCACCACCGUGUACACACUGGGGAAAAGCCAUAUCCUUGCCCAGACUGUGGCCGUUGCUUCAGCCUUAGCUCCAACCUGAUCCAGCACCGGAGAUCACAUACUGGCCACAGGCCCCACAAAUGCCCAGACUGUGGUGAGGGCUUUGGCCGAAGUUCAGACUUAGUAAAGCACCAAAGGGUCCAUACAGGUGAGAAACCAUAUACUUGCUCUGAAUGUGGCAAGAACUUCAGUGUCAGCUCCAACCUCAUCCAACACCAGCGAACUCAUACUGGAGAAAAGCCAUAUAAAUGUGCAGACUGUGGAAAGAGCUUCAGCUUAAGCUCUAACCUGCUGCAGCAUCGGAGAUCACACACUGGGGAGAAGCCCUAUAAGUGUGCUUGGUGUGGGGACAGUUUUGGCCGAAGUUCCUAUCUGCUCAAACAUCAGCGUUCCCACACAGGUGAGAAGCCCUAUAACUGUUGUGAAUGCGGCAAGAGUUUCACUAAUAGCUCUGACUGUCUACGCCAUCAGCGGACCCACAAUGGUGAGAAGCCCUUCAAGUGCCCUGAUUGUGGUAGAGGCUUCAGUGAGCGUUCCCAGUUCACAGAUCAUCAGCGAAUUCAUACAGGAGAGAGGCCUUAUUCCUGUUCAGACUGUGGCAAAAGCUUUUACCACAGCUCUAAACUUAUCAAGCACCAACGUUCUCACACAGGAGAAAAGCCUUACAAGUGUCCUGAAUGUGGCAAAAGCUUUGUGGAUAGUUCAAACCUCCUUCGGCACCGACGGACCCACAUUGGGGAGAAACCAUAUACUUGUAGUGUCUGUGGAAAGGGGUUCAGUCAGAGUUCCCAUUUACUUAUCCACCAGGCAGCCCAUAGUGGUGAAAAGCCCUAUGUUUGCCUUGACUGUGGGAAGGCUUUUGCCCGAAGUUCUAAUCUAGUCCAGCACCAGAGAACCCAUCAGGAUGGGCGUCCCUAUAAAUAUCCUACCUUUGGUCAGAGUUUUGGCCUUGGCCCUGAAUUUGUUCAGGACCUUGGGAACUCUUCAGGAGCUGAUUUUCUCUGACCCCUAGCCACUAAAAAGUGAUAGAGCCCAGGCCCAGAUAUACUCUGGGUCUCAUUGGGGGUGUCCUUUAUGUCUUAGAACAUAUUUUCUAUUUUGGGGCAGGGACAUAGAUUCUGAGUUUCAAAUAUGAAGACUUCCUCCAUUCCUCCUACUCUGCUAGAACUUUCAGUUAAUUGAUGGGCUAGGCUUUAAGGACUAGGUAAAAAAGACUUUAAGGGAACACCAUAGUUAUCUUUCAAAAUUUCAAAGGCUCUUAUAUAAAAAAAGUCAUUUGAUAUAGCUCCUGGUAGCAGAACUAAGGCCAAUGAGGAGUUAAUUAAAGCUAUCUGUUUUUACAGUGGGACUAAAGUGAGAGCUUUAAUUUCCUGUUACCUUCUCUAAGCAGAGACUAGAUGACCAUCUGGGAUAUCAUAGUGGAUUUCAACACUAGAAUGGAGGUUGGAAUAGAUUAUACCUAUAAGGUCUUUUUCUAACUUCAUGCUCUAUGAUUCUGUGGUACAAAGGCUUUGGGAGAGUUUUUAGGACACCCUAAGCUAAGAUGUCAGGAGACUUCACUGAUGCUAUGGGAAGGAGCUCUCUUGUCGUAGGAGGGAAUAGAUUGAUACUCAGGCCCAACUACAUAGGGCAAAAAAUGGGUGGGAUAGUUCUCAUGUGCUCAGCACCUGAGCCCUGGAAACUUCUAUGAGAAUACUUGGAACCAAGGGAAGAUGGGUAACUGAAUGUUCUUAGAUUGUAUUGGCCCUUAGCCAAUCUACUUAAAAUUUGUUAUUACCAGCCUUACUGACCUUUCAGAGUUCUUAUGUUGCUCCCCACUCACAAGAAGAUGUUGUAUAUGCUUCAUCACAUUAAGAUGUUGAGCAUUUUGUGUUCUUUUUCCAAGGAAUAGUUGCAGAGCUUAGGGAAGAAUAGUGUUUAAUUCAGAGGGAUGAAUUACUAAUGAUGGAAUUUAAUCUAGCAAUGAGAGAUUUGGGGACUUAGUGGAGGACCGUUUGCAAACCUUCCCAAGGAACAGUGUUUCCAGCUACAGGUCCAGCCUAUCCCUAUUUCUUAACAUUAACACUGUUCCUCCCCCCUCCAAUUUGCCCAAUGUAAAAGUCUUGGGAAAAUCAGACUGGUUGCAUUGAGGCUGAUUAUGUCCUUCCAUAGAUCUUCUUAGAGAACUUCUCCCUGUGAGGUCUGGAGUGAAUACAACCAAUCCUUUGCUACAGAAGAUAGUUCUGGGCUGUUGCCCUGGCAUAAGGAGAAGAGGCCCUGGGAUCUUUGGAUUUGGGGAGGAUUUUGAGGGGCCUUUGGCAAUGUUGGAAUGUUUUGGUUCACAGAGCAUAUAUGUUGGUUCCAUUUCCUAGCCCCAAUAAAGAUGAUAUCUGUGACUGAUUAUUGCUUCAAACUCACUCAUCCAUCUUAUUUUUCUCUAGAGGCUUUUCCCUGUUCUCCAACUAAAUGGUUUAAUGGGGCAGGAUAUCAUUGAGGUUAGAGACUCACUUCUGUCAAAUAUCCUUCUUCUGGCCUCAGUGGGUAUAUCUUUCUAAGGCAAGAAAAAGGGUAUUUGUGGUGACUGCUAUUCCCCUGCCCCCCAACUUCUGUAAGAGCCUUUUACCUUAGAACUGUUCCACUUACAUUAUUUGGCAUAUCCUCCCAGGAGUACAGAAGGAAGGAGUAUUGUCUCCAUUAUAUAGAUGGGGAAGCUUGAGCUGUUUUCUCAGUUGGUAUUUGAACAAGUUGUCCAAAUCUCAGCUGAAGGGUAGAGUUCUAGAAAAAAAACACUAGAUUGGGAGUCUGACCAGAAUUCUAGUCUCUUAUCUGACAUUAAAGAUCUCCCAUUUAACAGAUAAGGAAACUGAAGGAUCUAUUUUGGAUGUUAAUGGGCAUUGACUGAAAAGCAUAAAGUACUAUACAUGUAUAAUGGAUUAAUCUUGUUUGUACAACACUGUAGCAUACUAUAGUAUUUUGUAUAUGUCAUAUAUGGUAGAUAGCAUAUAUCACAAUAUAUUUUCUCAGGGUAGAUAGUCUUCAUUUUGUAGAAAUAUGGAUACUGCCAGAAUGGUUGGGAAGACCAAAAUUUUGAGGAAAAGAAAAAUAUUUGGGACUGGAAUGAUUUAAUUUUGAAAAUAAAAUUGUA